Messenger RNA from Acanthoscelides obtectus, 753 nucleotides. The record is from the annotation of a GenBank genome assembly. Lineage: Eukaryota; Metazoa; Arthropoda; Insecta; Coleoptera; Chrysomelidae.
CUAUGUUUCACGCUUCGAUUUGUUUCCUGCUUACUUUAAGCUGUUGUGCCUUAGCGAAACCGCUUUUAUCAAUUGAGGACUAUGGCGAUAAGCUCAAAGGAAUGGUACACAUGUUGCACGAUACUUGCGUCGCUAGGAGUGGUGUGGACGACUCAAAAAUCGAGGAGAUGAAAACAGGGAAAUUUGGAAGUGACCCGAAAGCAAAGUGUCUGCUGAAAGGGCUGGUGUAUACCAGAGCCAACAUGAGGCGAAGCUAGGUAGACAGGGCUUGGCUGAGACGAGCUUCAGAUCGCCGGACAGCUACCCAGAAAACGUUUGACAACAGAAUUUCGGUUUUAAUAAAAACAUUUUUUUAAUAGUCCGCCUGUUUUAUAUUAUAUAUUUGUAUUGUCACACUGAAGACCUUGCGUCCCAACUAACAAUUAUUUAUCAGUCCUAUUAGAGUUGUAAGAACGAUUAUACAGUUUUCCUUACACAGCAUUGUAUACUGUAAGAAUAUUGGCAAAACGCUCUUAGAACAGCUAUACAAGCGUAAUGGGCACACCUAAUAGGACACUUCAGGUUGUAUAAGGGCUGCACGUAACAGUUACACAACAAAACUGUAAACCUCUUGCAGCCGCUAUAGAACAUUUGCGUCAGUGCAAGAUUCAGUUUUUGUCAACUAUACAACUAUUCUGUUACAUGAUUCUAUUUUAUUGCAACCAAACUAUUUCUUAUAUAUUGUAUAGGCGAAGUGAAGAAUAUAUAACUAAC